Molecule: messenger RNA, 2425 nt
Organism: Dictyostelium purpureum
Lineage: Eukaryota; Evosea; Eumycetozoa; Dictyosteliales; Dictyosteliaceae
Exons: 1
Coding region: 155-2302 (715 amino acids)
Source: RefSeq, a predicted model, not a curated record
CUUUAUUAUUUAUUACUUUUAAUAAUUCACUCCAUAUUAAAUAUUAAUUUAUUUUAUACAUUCGUAAUAAUUUAUAUUUUAAAUAAAUAAAAAAAAAAUUAUCAUAUCAUUAAAAAUAUUAAUAUUAUUAUAAUAAUAAUAAAAAAAUAAAAAAAUGAUUAAAAAAAAUAUAAUUUUAAUAUUUAUUUUAUCAUUUUUAUUUUUAUUUGUGUCAUCUAAUUCAAAUUUAGACUCCACUGGCCAAGAAAUACCAAACAAUAGUUUAUCAAACCAAACUAUUCCAAAUAAUUCAAACUCCUCUAUAAAUCCAAAUCCAACUCCAACUCCAACUCCAACUCCAACCCCAACUCCAUCAUUCGAAACACCAUCGCCAACUACUCCCUAUGAAGAUGGCAAAAUGAAACUACUUGUAAACGUUUAUUCAAAUAUAAACUAUACUAUUGGAUCUCAAUGUGGCCAACCAGGACAACCAUGUAAAACUAUCUAUGAUGCAAUUAAAUCAUACAACGACUUUAAAAAACAAAACCAAGGUAUAGAUAUUACAAUGUUAGAAAUAUAUUUAGUAAGAGGCUUUUAUUUAAAAUCUUCAUUUGAAGAAGUUGCUACCAAUAUAAACUUGUAUGAUUUAAAUGUUAAUGUUUCAAUUAUUGGUGAAAGUUCUGGUGAAGUAAUUAUCCAAGGCAAUGAAGUAGUAAACCCAUUCAUCACAAUAAAGUCCAAAGAAAAUGAAAAAGUAGAAAACCGUAUAUUUGAAUUCCACAACUUAACCUUUGAAAACUGGAAUGAAAAAGAAAUGUUUAUUAUGGACACCCUAAACGAAAAGUUUGACCAAACCGCAGUAGGCUCCUCAAACCCAGUCUCCAAUUCUAGUAACGAUGGUGUUGUAAAGGUUAAAUUUUCAAAUAUUGAAAUUAGACAAACCAAUUCAAAUAAACAACUUGUUAUCGCUAAAGGUAGAAAUAACUCAUUAGAAGUUUUAUUCGAAAAGGUUUCGAUUGUAUACACAAAUAGUAUUAAUCAUAUCUAUUUAAAGGGUGCUAUUUUUAAAUUUGAUAGAUUAUCUGCCAAUUUCCUCAGAUCAUCCAAUGCUUUUGUCCAUUCAGAAAACUCUGUAGUUGUUGCUGUAAAUUCUCUUUUCAACUGUAUUACAUCCAAUAGUGGUGUCUUUUAUUCAUUAAACUCAUCUCUCGAAAUUAAUAAUUCCCAAUUUACCUCCAACUAUGGUACCUUUGCAUCUGUUAUCAACUACAUGGCUCAAGAUCAUAAACUCAAUGUCUCAGAUUGCCAUUUCGAAAGAAACCUUGUAAUUAAUAGUGGUGAAAAUGGUGGUAGCUCUAUAAUUAUGGUAAAGAGAGAAAGAGACGAAAAUAAAGAAAAAGCAGCAACAAGUCCAAAGAAAAGAGCAGAUGUCGUUAGAAAUAGCUCGAACAAAUCCUAUUUUUACAACUGUGUAUUCCAAAACAACAAUACCCCAAAAAAUCAAAACUCUGGUUUAAUCUUUGCAUUCAAUGUUCAAAUGUUUUUAGAUAAAUGUAAAUUCUUUACAGAUUCUCAAAAUGAUCAUGGACCAAAUAUUAUUUCCCGUUACUCUCAUUUCGAAUUAGAAAACUGUACAGUUAUUGAUAACAAAAUAGAACAUAACCAAAUAACUGCUUUCUAUGCCCAAUAUUCAUCAUUCAAAAUCAUCGCAACUACUAUUCAGCCCCAAAACGUACCACAUGUCUUCUGUGAAAGCUCCGUAUUUGAAUUAGACUAUAGAACUGACCUCAAUGCAUCACAAUUUGUUUGUAAUAAUAUUCACGAUAUUAAGUAUAACUCGUCUUAUAUCGAUAUGGAUGCAUCUAAAUUAAACUCUUACUAUUGUGAAAUAUUCCAAGUUGAAGAGGAAGGAAAUAAACCCACCAAGUUUAACGAAAUUUGCACCAACAAUCCAAGAUCAAAAUAUCAUUACGAAAUCAAAUUAACCAAAGCUAUUAUUGCCAUUAUCGUAAUUCUUUGCGCAUUCUUAACCGUAAUUCCAGUAUUUAUAUUAGUAAACAAAAUCUACAAAGCUUUAUACAAAGGAUACAGACCACACAACGACCACGCAGAUAUUGAAGAGUUUAAUAUUCAUCAUACUCCAGAUGGUGAUGAUUCAGAUGAUUCAGAUAGUGGUAGUAAUAAUAUAAACAACAACAAAUACCAAAAGAGCAAAUUAAUUGAUCAAAAACAAAAUCAAAUUAAUGAUGGUUUUCAUGAAGUUCUUUAUGACGAAGAAAUACCAUCAAAUAAAUCCCUCUUAGGUGGUCAUUCAGUUAAUUAAAAAAAAAAUUAAAUCAAUUAUAAAAACAAUAAUAAUAAAUAAUAAAUAAUAAAUAAUAAAUAAUAAAUAUUUAUUAUUUUUUUUUUUAAAUAAAUAAAUAUAGUAUUUUUAAUUAUAUUUUUC